Molecule: messenger RNA, 1860 nt
Organism: Hypoxylon trugodes
Lineage: Eukaryota; Fungi; Ascomycota; Sordariomycetes; Xylariales; Hypoxylaceae
Exons: 1
Coding region: 1-1860 (619 amino acids)
Source: RefSeq, a predicted model, not a curated record
AUGGCUGACAAUCAGGAUCAUAUCCAGCAGGAAAUUCCCCUCCCGAAUUUUCCAUACCCCUUAAUCUCGAGGAGAAUGAGUUUACCGAGACGUAAUACGGAAACGAACCAUUGGGAGCCACAUUCGAGAUUUGGUCCCAACAAUUUAAACAAACCACAUAGAAGAUUUUCCAGCGUCUUGAAGGCAUCUGAUCCUAUGCUUGGCCCUGACAGCCCUGGCAUAAGACCAUCUUCCUUGCGUGAAGAGAUUGGACGUGACGUUCAAUCAGGGGCUGGUCCGCCUACCCAAGAAAACGGCCGCCUAGAUGUUGGUCCUGAGAAUGAAUCAUUCAAUCGUUUGAAUUCUCCAUCCGUUGCAUCCACGAGCUUAGCGACUGUCGCUCCGAGUUCACGUGGAUCAAAUAGCUCGGGAGAGGGCGCCUCAACAGCCACAGAAAGGCCUUUCCUUGAUAGGGAGGCCGCAGGGAAAGCAACGGCUAGACGAAAGAGAUUUCCCACGAAACAACCUAACGCUCUUAACUUCCUGGAUUCCGACUCCCCCACUGUUACCGCAGAAAGUAUCCGCAGAUCAAUGGAAGAGGCAUCUCGUCGAUCGCCUACCUCAAUGCAGGGGCAAUCACCCUCGACUCAAAGUGCAUCCUCAGCAUCAAGUGUCUUUAGAGAUGAUGAUGCCUCGGAUACUGUCGGUGAAAAUGAAACCGAUAGGAGCACGAGUCCAGAGCAUAAUGCCGAGGGUGCUGAUGAGGAUCGUCCGCCGAUUGAUAUCGGGCCUCGAAUGGGGCCACCUCCAAAUAGGAGACGAAGCCAUGGGUUCCCGGAACUCUCACGGGAAAACUCCGAACACUCGCAUGGUUCACCUUCCGAUCAUACCCCACGCGAACCAAACCGAGGGCGCUCAAGGCAUGUCCCAAGGAACGAGAAAUUGCCUCUAUCAGGUUAUGAGUUACUUGCUUCGAAAUUAGCCACCCCGCCAGAUCCCGUCGGUCCAAAUCUUCGACCUAUAUACCGCAGAUUUGAGAUGUUGAAUCAUAGGAUGUUAUUGUAUCUUCAAGAUGAACUUUGCGAAUUGGAAGAGCAGCUCCAUCGACUUGACGCGGCAGAUACGCAAAACCGACGUUUGCCGAAUUGUAUCUUUCCUGCCUCGCGAAGGGCAGAAUUCAUGGCUGGUGGUGAGCUCCAUUGGCGUAAAUCCGAAACACUCGGUAAAAUUGGAUUUAAAUUGGACCAAUAUAGUAAGCGAAUCCCUCCCUACCCUCACGCAUUUCCGUCGGCACGAUACCUUGCUUAUGUAUAUAAUUCGCCAGACCGCAUUUUAUCAUCAUUUAGGGAAACGCAGAGGAUACCGGCUCCAACAAUGGAUGACAUACGCGAAUAUCGUCAUUACCUUAUAACCCACAACCCUAUAGCUGAGGCUGAGACCCAUUUUCUUGACCCCACAGAUGACUUAGUCUGUAUCAGUGAUGAAGAACAAAUAGUGGUGGACGAAGACCCAAUGCAUACGCCAAUACCUCCACCUCCCGAGUUCGCAAUGUCUGAACCUCGAGGCAGAUCGCCUAUUAAAUCUCGGCCUGUCUCACCUUUCCGACAAGAAGAAAGCAUUGCCGAGACUGUCGAAACUACAUACGAAGACACACCAGUUGUCCCUCUAUCCGUAGCUGUCACGGUGGCUGUCAUCCUCCCGAUCCUAACGUUCUUGAUCAUACCAGGUUACUUAGGCAGGUUGACGGUGGUGUUCCUGGUAGGGCUCAGUAUUCUGGGAGGCCUGAUCCAAGGAGGGAUAGUCGCAGUCCGUACUUGGGAACUUCUUAUAUGUGUCGGCCUUUACGGAGCUGUAAUGGCCGUUAUCGCGGGAAUUGUUUGA